AUGGGCGGCGGUCCAGAAAUCCCACAAAUCCCAGCCAUCAGAGCACGCCACGAUGCCCUCAAACACACCUACCGAACGGCCCUCGACAACAUAGAAGAAAUCCUCCUCGGCCCCAGCGUCCUGCAAAACCUGCACAUCAAAAACGUCCCCUUACCACUGAAUAAUGGACAUCCCUGUCCAGCCAUUGAGCCAUCGUUCUUCACGCCGUUAGAUGAGAACAUCACAUUCAGGAAUCCUGACGAUGGAUUCAUGCCGAAGAAGUACCCAUCGCUUGAGGGACUAAAACCGCUGUACAAGGCCUGUAUGAUUUCAGAGUACAUUGCUGAAUAUAUUCGGGCUACGCUGGAAGACACGGAGGAUAUUAGUCUUGAAUAUUGGACUCAAUGGUAUGAUACGAUAUCCUUGCUCUACCUUACUCUCCAUGCAGUUAUGACCUACUAUUAUUGA
Molecule: messenger RNA, 447 nt
Organism: Aspergillus chevalieri
Lineage: Eukaryota; Fungi; Ascomycota; Eurotiomycetes; Eurotiales; Aspergillaceae
Exons: 1
Coding region: 1-447 (148 amino acids)
Source: RefSeq, a predicted model, not a curated record